Molecule: messenger RNA, 807 nt
Organism: Aspergillus bombycis
Lineage: Eukaryota; Fungi; Ascomycota; Eurotiomycetes; Eurotiales; Aspergillaceae
Exons: 1
Coding region: 1-807 (268 amino acids)
Source: RefSeq, a predicted model, not a curated record
AUGUCUCCAGAUACCCCUCCCGACUCCCCCCAGUCAUUUGCAACGGCCCUCCUUCCGUCGUCGCUCAUGGCCGUCCACAAGGACCGUUUUGAAGCGGAAUUCGGCAGGAAGAAACGGAGCGAACGUGCUCAUGGACCACAUGUCUAUGAGGACACCGAAUGGGUCGAGGAUGAUCUUGAAGACCGGGUCCAACUCAUCGGGAGCUCCCUAAACCGUGACAUGAAUCGCCUAAACCUGUUGCUCCAAAAGGACCGUAACGAUGCUAGGCAAAUAAGUAGCUGGCAGGCCCGUAUCGACCAUCUAGAACGAGAAUUGAAAGCUUCUAAUGCGGAGCGAGAUGCAUUACGCAUAGCUCUGGAAGAGUCGCAGAGCCGUUCGGCUCAAGAGAAGGAUGUUGCACGCCAUCACGAAUCGCUGCAAAACCAGCUCAGCGAGAUGCAAAAUCAAGUCCAGACCCUGAACAAAAAAGCAGAAUUUCAGGCGGCAAUGCUCACGAAGAAGGAUAACUUGCUUCAGAAGCACACAAAAGCCUCGAAUCUGAAGGUGCAAAAAGAGAAGACUCAGCUGGAGGAGGCCCUUGAAAAAGCUAAGCGGCGGGCCGCUGAUGCACAGAAAAAUGCCCGAAACGCUGAGAGCGAGCGUGACGAGGCGCAGAAAACGCUGGAGGAAACCAGGAAAAAGCUUAUGUCGUCACGGCAUAAACGAUCGAUUGUUGAAGAUCAACGCAAGACACUGGAGAAACAAAUCAAGGAGUUGAAAGAUGAACUGUCGAAAAAGAAAGAAAAGAAACGCCGGUACUUUUGGUAG